Messenger RNA from Actinia tenebrosa (Australian red waratah sea anemone), 557 nucleotides. Its product is annotated as CD59 glycoprotein. The record is from RefSeq and is a predicted model, not a curated record. NCBI's taxonomy places the organism in Eukaryota, Metazoa, Cnidaria, Anthozoa, Actiniaria, Actiniidae.
UGUUUCACAUUCGACUCCUUAGAGAACGCUGAAAACCUACUGAGGACUUUUAGUUAACAACACAGCUCAGACAGAUAGCAUCUUAUUAGUCAUCGACAGCGAACGAUACACAUCUAUAUCGAGCAAAGAUGAAAACUGCUUUGGUUAUCGUGCUGAUCAUUUUGGUCUUCGUUCCUGAAGCCUAUCCCAUCAAGUGCUACGUGUGUCAAAGCAGCGAUGGUAACUGCAAGACAGGCGAAAAAGAUUGCACAUCGUUAGUCGAUACUUGCUUGAAAACCGUAGUUGGGAAAUCUGUAACAAAGUCCUGCACGACCAGUGAUGGGUGCGAUUUGGCCAAAAGCGCAUGCGACAAAUCGGGAGAAUGUAAAACCUAUUGUUGCAAAAAAGAUCUCUGCAACGGAAGUCUUAAUCUGAAGCCUUUAGCUGCGACAGUGUUUCUGGCUCCAGUUGCUGCUGUUGUUCUAUACCUGAUGUAACCACUGCAAAAACUUCAGGCUUAUGGUCCCAAACGUUAUAUCUUUCUUAACAGUUUUGAAUAAACUUGACGUUUUAGUUAA